Messenger RNA from Oreochromis aureus, 2661 nucleotides. Its product is annotated as zinc finger protein OZF-like. Gene Ontology annotation, cellular component: PcG protein complex; transcription regulator complex. Bases 315 to 1925 code for a protein of 536 amino acids. Gene Ontology annotation, biological process: regulation of transcription by RNA polymerase II. Lineage: Eukaryota; Metazoa; Chordata; Actinopteri; Cichliformes; Cichlidae. The transcript is spliced from 4 exons. Gene Ontology annotation, molecular function: RNA polymerase II cis-regulatory region sequence-specific DNA binding; DNA-binding transcription factor activity, RNA polymerase II-specific. The record is from RefSeq and is a predicted model, not a curated record.
AGAAAUGUCCUCUCCUGAGUGUGUGACGGAGUUUAAGAAGGAGAGAAUAACGGAAACCACGGAGGGAGAGCUGGAUGAGCGCAGACUGCUGGACAUCACCUGGAAACCCGACAUAAAGCCGCACAGCACAGAUUGUAAGCUCACUGUCUGAUCCAUACUCCGGAACAGUAGGAGGCGGUAAUGCUCCUUUUACGUUGGUUGCCAACCGCCGUUAAAAACAAAGAAGAAGAAGAAGAAGAGUCUCACGUGAAGCUGACUCAUCCUCAUCACAGCUCUGCGUUGGAUUAAAGUCCAGGAAAACAGAUGAAAACGCCAUGAGCUCAUCUCACAGAGACGUCCCACAGCAGCAUGUCUGUAAGGAGGAGGAGGAGGAGGAGGAGGAGGUUCUCCCUGAGCAGCAGCUCUGUGGCCAGGAGGAACCAGAACCUCCACAGAUUAAAGAGGAACAGGAGGAACUGUGCAGCAGUCAGGAGGGAGAGCAGCUGGGACUGGAGGAGGAGACGGAUACCUUCACACUGGUUUUGGAAAAAAAUAUCAUGCAGUGUGAGGGAGACAUCAGUCAUCAGCACAGACCGCUGGAUGUCAUCUGGAAACCUGAAAUCAAGUUACACAGAAUAGACGUCCCACAGCAGCCUGUCUGUAAGGAGGAGGAGGAGGAGGUUCUCCCUGAGCAGCAGCUCUGUGACCAGGAGAGGAGCUCCAGUGUGGACCAGGAGGAACCAGAACCUCCACAGAUUAAAGAGGAACAGGAGGAACUGUGCAGCAGUCAGGAGGGAGAGCAGCUGGGACUGAAGGAGGAGCCUGAUACCUUUAUGGUGACUCUUACUUACGGUGAAAGCGACCACAGUGAAUCAGAACCAAUCAGUGAGCAGCUCCUCUCUCACAGCUCUCCUGAAACUGAGAGCCGAGAUCGGGAAGGGAGCGGGAAUGUUGAGUCAGGAAAGAGUAUCAAGCUAAGAGGGAAGAAACGGUUCAGAAACAGAGGUCGCAGUGACAGUGAUGUGGAUACCUGUAACACUGUUGCAGGUAAAAAGCCGGUAAAAUGCACUUUCUGCGGAAAAGUUUUCAAACACAAGUCGCAGAUGGAGCGACAUCACAGGAUCCACACGGGCGAGAGGCCGUACUCCUGCACAACGUGCGGGAAAGGCUUCAGCCAAAGCAGCAAUCUGACCGUCCACAUGAGAACGCACACCGGCGAGAAGCCGUACAUCUGCGAAACCUGCGGGAAACAUUUCACCUGCAGCUACAGUUUGUUGGUCCACAUGAGAAUCCACACAGGUGAGAAGCCGUAUUCCUGCGAGGCGUGCGGGAAACAUUUCAACAGUAGCUUCAACCUAAAAGUCCACACGAACACCCACGCGGGCGAGAGGCCGUAUUCCUGCAAACUGUGCGGGAAAACCUUCAGUCAGCCAAGUAACCUGAACGUCCACAUGAGAACUCACACAGGUGAGAAGCCGUGCCUUUGUAACACCUGUGGGAAAAGAUUCACAGACUUAUCGGCGCUGAAAAACCACAUGACCGUUCACACAGGGGAGAAACUUUAUUCCUGCCAAACCUGUGGGAAAAGUCUCAGCUCUAGGAAAGGCCUGAUGGUCCACAUAAGAACCCACACAGGUGAGAGGCCGUACAUCUGCAACACCUGUGGCAAAAGGUUUACCGAACUGACGGCGCUGAAGAAGCACGUGAUGAUCCACACGGGCGAGAAACCGUACGUCUGUAACACCUGUGGAAAAGGUUUCAUCCAGAACAUCCAUUUGCUGUAUCACAUGCGGACACACACAGGUGAGAAGCCUUACUCCUGCAGCACCUGUGAGAAACAAUUUAAAGACCCAUCCAAGCUCAAAAUUCACACGAGGACUCACAGAGGUCGGAAUCAAAGCCCGGAAACACCUGUGGGGGAGAAUUACCCGGCAGACCAGGCCUGAUAAACAUUUGAAUUUAAACGUCUCUGUGUGUGAGCUCGCCGUCACACUGAGAGCAUCAGAAACUGUACAGCAGGCGUCUGUGAGAUAUCCCACAGUAAGGCUGUUAUUUACACAGCUGCUGUGAGCCUCUUUUAUUCUGUUACCUGUGUUUAUUCCACUGUUAAGGUUAUUUUGCUGUGUACUGUAGCUUUGCCUGUUAGGAGUCACCACAUUUCAGUCUCCGUCACCUGCGUGUUCUCGGCUCCUCCCACCUGGCAGGUCUACCUUUAACGUUGUUGGGGUCGUUACUCCAAAGCACAGUAUGCUGCCUACACCUCCUCGCUUAUUUAAACGUCCCUGAAGAAAGUCGCCCUUUACAUCAUUGCUGCAUUACUUACUGUGGUGCAAACCUGCAGCUCUGUAUCAGGGCUGGACUUCAUCACCACACGCUGGAUGGUUAAUGCUGUGAGAUCACCGAACAUGUAUGCGUGUUCCCAAUCCCAGUCAAACAUCAUCUGCUCCGUCCUGUCGUCACCGCUCUUCAGUUUAAACACCGCUGGUGUCGCCGCCGUCCUGGAACCUUCCCCCCGCCUGCUCUUCUUCACCUCUAUCACAGCCUGUGGUGCUCUGCAUGCUCAAAAUAAUAUAAAAUUGUGUGCGAAUACUGAUAACUAGAGAUGGACCGAGCCGAUAUUACGUAUCGGUAUCGGUCCGAUACUGACCUAAAUUACUGGAUCGGAUAUCGGAGGGAAAUAAA